Lagopus leucura (white-tailed ptarmigan) is the source of this 1024-nucleotide messenger RNA. It is a transcript of the gene MRPL14, whose product is annotated as mitochondrial ribosomal protein L14. The transcript is spliced from 3 exons. The record is from RefSeq and is a predicted model, not a curated record. Gene Ontology annotation, molecular function: structural constituent of ribosome. Gene Ontology annotation, cellular component: mitochondrion; ribosome. The coding region runs from base 16 to 609 and encodes 197 amino acids. Gene Ontology annotation, biological process: translation. Lineage: Eukaryota; Metazoa; Chordata; Aves; Galliformes; Phasianidae.
UGGCGCCUUGUGCAGAUGCCGCCUGCGCCGAUCCUCGUGGGCCGGGGAGGAGGGAAACGCGGAGGCUGCUCUGGCGCUUACACGCGGCCGCCGUGUCCUCCGGAACGCUUUCUUCGUUUCGGGAUCCUUUGGGGACCGUGCUGCCAGGGGCAGCUUACCAGAAUCCAAAUGGCUCUCUUGCACAGGCAGUUGGGAUUUUCCUUAAGCCAUCUGAGCAACGCAGUCAUCCAGCGACACCUCAGUGUCAGUGGAGCAUGCCGAGCAAUACAGAAACUCACUCGCGUGCGAGUGGUGGACAACAGUGCCUUGGGAAACGCGCCCUACCACCGGCCACCAAAGUGUAUCCACGUGUAUAACAAGACUGGAGUUGGCAAAGUAGGAGAUAAGAUCCUUCUGGCUAUCAAAGGAGAAAAGAAGAAGGCUUUGAUUGUAGGACACAAGAUGCCUGGUCCUCACAUGACGCCUAGGUUUGAUUCUAACAAUGUGGUGCUCAUAGAAGACAACGGAAAUCCGUUAGGAACUAGAAUAAAAACACCCAUACCCUAUAUCCUGCGGCAGAGAGAAGGAGAGUUCUCCAAAGUUUUGGCCAUUGCCCGCAACUUUGUGUGAGAGUUAAAGAUUUCUGGCAAUCCUGUUCAUACCCUUUCCUACAGUACCUGUUCCUUGGUCCUUUUCUAGAAAAAGGUGAAACACGCAGAAGUUGAGGUCAAUUAAGAAUCUCUUUUCCUGUUUAUGACAUACAAACAGCUAAUUUAAAUUCUGAAAUGCCUUGUUUUUCUCCAGAAGAGAAAACAGCAUGUUUGGGAAGUGGUCCUAUACUAACACUGCUCUGCUGGUGUUACUUUGGUCUCCAGUUAUUAAAGUAAGAAGAUGAAAAUCUGCAUUGUUUUGUACUGCUUAUGCUCUGUUUUCCCUAUUUCGACUGUUCACAGUUCUGCUGGAGCAAGACACAAAGCCCAGUCCCUGGCCUGAUGGUUCUGGAAUGUACAAAAUGGAUUCACUUAUAAUAAAGUAGGAGAGAUGA